This is a messenger RNA of Leptinotarsa decemlineata (Colorado potato beetle), 1630 nucleotides long. It is a transcript of the gene Ubox5, whose product is annotated as U-box domain containing 5. Gene Ontology annotation, molecular function: ubiquitin protein ligase binding; ubiquitin-ubiquitin ligase activity. Lineage: Eukaryota; Metazoa; Arthropoda; Insecta; Coleoptera; Chrysomelidae. Gene Ontology annotation, cellular component: nucleus. Gene Ontology annotation, biological process: protein polyubiquitination. The record is from RefSeq and is a predicted model, not a curated record.
ACCACAACAAUUCAACAUUCCUUACAUAAACCGACUGAUGCCGACGACCAACGCAUUUUUUCGUUAGAGAGCACUGCGCAUGCUCUCUUAAAAGCAUCGAAGUCCACCAAAAUUGAAAAAAUUCACAAAUUAUCACUCAGAAUUUGGGAGCGUUUUGUUAUCCUUGAAAAUAAGAUUUCAGUAUGUUAUUUGACUGAUCUCCCAAAAGCAUUUUGUCUGUGAUUGGUUCAUUUGAAUUCAACCGUUGAAAAUGUGGAACUUUUUAAAUUCAAAUUUGCAUCCAAAGGUCGUUUGUAAAUCUCCUUCAACGGAUGGCUACGAAGUGGAAAAUUUAAUAAGUGACGAAUAUUCGAAGAGAGUUCGCGGUUUUAUAGCCUAUCCAGCGAUAAAACCACCAGUUGAAAUCGAAUUCGAGUUUAUUUGCCCGGUUAACAUAGAUCAUAUCAAUCUCAACACAGUAGUGGGUUCACAGAAAUGCAAUGGAAUCGAGAUAUAUGCCAGAAAUGAAAUUCUUACCCAUACUCUUAUAUGUAAAUCAGUAUUUGAUAAGAUGGGAAUAAUAUUUUGCAAUAGUAGAAAAUACUCAAAAACCAAUCCUCCUGAGGGAUACAAUAAUAAUUAUGAACUAUGUUUUUUCCGAAGUAAUGCUUUUAGAAGUUUUUUAAAUGCAAGCAGUAUCAAAAUAGUUAUAUUCAGAACAGAUAAAUCAGUACCUUGUUUGAGAUCUGUUGAAGUGUGGGGGAUACCAUCAAAGUCUUGUUCUCAAGUCACUAUCAACACUAUAACAAAACUAGCCACCAAAUCCCUGACACCAAAUGUGGCCACUAUUUCAACACCAAUGGAGGAAUUCAAGAUACCUGAAGACUUCAAAGAUGACUUAACAUGUAAUAUUAUGUCAAUACCUAUGACAUUGCCAAGUGGCAAAACUGUAGAUCAAAGUACUCUGGAAAAACAUAUACAAAAUGAAACAUCCUUUGGAAGAAAACCCUGUGAUCCAUUUACUGGAAUAAAAUUCACUGACCACCUCAAACCAAUAAUGAACGUAGCUCUAAAAACUAGAAUAGACAUGUUUAUUCUUCAAAAUUCGCAUCGGGCAGAAAUUUCAAACAUGGGAAGAACUAUUGGUAGGGCAAGUGGCACCAGAAGUGAUCAUGUAGGUAAUAACGUGAAAAGAAAACAUGACUAUUCUGAUUGUAAUGGCGAUCUAGAAGAAGCCAUUUCAAAAGUUAAACGAAGUACUAGUUUCAUGUCUUUUACAGAUGAUUUGAGUAUCGAUAAAAAUAGUUGUGUUAAAUGUAAGAAUAAGCUAGAUAUUCUGUACAAAAUUCCAUGUGAACAUUAUUACUGUAGAGUGUGUUUAUUACUCAUUUGUGAAAAUUCAAAGUGCUCUAUCUGUGAUAUAUCAUUUAUGAAAAGUGAAGUGCAAAAAUGUAAUUUAUGAACAUCUGCUGGAUUUAUAUAGCCAUAUCCAAUCUGGAAGUAAUAACUAUACUUGAAAUUCACAUGAAAAUUUGUUAGUAAACCAAAAAAAAGAAAUAUCAAUGGUGCAGGAACUAAAUUUAUUGAAAUUUUAUGUUCAAAUAAUUUUUGUUGGAUAGAAAAUUUGACAAUAAAAACACAUAAUAGUAAG